This is a messenger RNA of Coffea arabica (coffee), 2482 nucleotides long. RefSeq names its product probable plastid-lipid-associated protein 10, chloroplastic. The record is from RefSeq and is a predicted model, not a curated record. Lineage: Eukaryota; Viridiplantae; Streptophyta; Magnoliopsida; Gentianales; Rubiaceae.
GUCUCUAUUUUCUUUUUUCUGAAUUUUUAUCUGCUGUUUUUCCUUUUCUUUUCAAUCCCAACUGUAGUGAUGAUAUGACAUUAUUCGUGUUGAAAAUAAUCAUAAAUUGUGAUAAAUUUGAUCACUUUUGUUAGAAUUUCGUUCUCAGAAUUUUGCUUUAACAGCUUUAAUUUGUAGCACUAUGCAUCAAUAGUUACCCUCUUUUCCACCAGAAUUCGUCCAAUGGUUUAAAAGAAAAAGGAAUAAAAGAAAAAUGUUUUGAAUGCCUCAGCAAUGAAUUGGUUAGCAAUGAUGCCUCAAAAAAAAAGUAUUACUGAUGAAUCUAGAAAAUGUAAUUGGCGAUAUUAGAAAGAGUAGUUGAUUAUGUUUCCAAAUAAAUUUUCAAUCCAAAUGCGCUUGUAGUUAUUUUUGUAAGGGAGAGCAACUAAUCUUGUUGAGCUGCUUUUAAUUAGUAAGUAGUAACUCACCGGGAACAACUAUAAUUCGUCCAUUGUCAUGAUCAAAUUUAUGUGCAUCAGCUUUUGAGAUAGUUAGUUCUCACCCCUGAUAGAGCCCUAGGAUGGUUUUGCCUUGAAUAGCUUAUAUUCGAGGUGGAUAGAUUCAAGGGAUCUGGUACCUGAUUUUCUUUGAUUUUCGUAUGUCUGUAUCCACAUCUGUCAAAAACUUUUGACGGGUUAUAUUACGCUUUUUGCAGUCUGGCAAUUUGUCUUGCAUUUCCUCUUAUCAGUUUGCUUUCAUGUUGGUUUUGUCAUUUUCUUUCAGACAUAUAAUUCUUUUCUUGUUAUUUACUCCUAUUUUCUGAUUUUUGCAUUUUAUCUUGCAUUUUUACUUUGCUGCUGAGUUUGGUAUUUUCAUUAUAGUGGUUGUUUCUUUGCUCGAUGAUAUAAUUCUGGGAUUUUCUUCUAAAUACUGACUUUUUAGAUGCGUACACUUUGAAGACUUUUUAGACUUUUCUGACAUUGUAGUGUUUUGCUCUGGUAGUGGCUGCGCAGAUAUUUGUCUUUUACAGCUAGAAUUGUCAUUCUAGGUGAAGGUCGUUGUUGAAUCAGCAGCGCAUACUUUGAACUGCUAUCGCAUGUUUCACUUUAGGUUUGUCUUGGAUUGACAAGCAAAUUUUUUGUCAAGAGCAUGAUACAGAUCGUCUUAGCUAUUCAAUCAGUUGUCCCCCCUACAGUUUGCCCUCAUUUGUUUUCCCAACUUCUUCUCUUCUGCAGUAUGCUUACAAAUUUUGAUAUGCUUGUUAAGGAGAUGUCAAAUUGUAUGUGGUAUUAAAUAUAUUGUUUUGAAGUGCACUAAUGACCAUUAGAUCGAGAAAAGAAAUAUGUUGGCUAGUUUGGUCAUCUGUGCUAUCAAAUUGGGCAUAACAACACAUAAUUUGUUCCCAUGCCAAAAUGCCAGGUGACAUAUUCAGUGGUUUUCAUACAGAUGUGAGCAGAAGUAGAUUGGCCCAGAAAAUGGAUGUAAUUGCUUUUCCCGUGUGUUCUGCAGCAGUAAUUAGGGCUGUACCAUUCAAAAAGUCUCUGGUACCAACUCCAAACUCUUCUACCAAUGUGCACCAUCAAAAAGUGGUCCAUUAUUCGGCAACUGUAGGGCUGUCUCCUAGAAGGGAUGCUGAAACUGAACUGGAAGACAAGAAGUAUGAAUUGCUUGGAGUCAUCCGGGACACUCAACGCGGACUUGUGACAACUGCCGACCAGCGCUCUGUAAUUGAGGAAGCUCUAGUGAGCGUGGAAGCUUUUGAUGCAGGUGAAGCCAUUGACUUGGGUGAGUUGGAUGGGACAUGGCGUCUGCAAUACACAUCUGCUCCUGAUGUCCUCAUUCUUUUUGAGUCAGCUGCAAGGCUUCCCUUCUUUCAGGUCGGCCAGAUUUUUCAAAAAUUUGAAUGCCGGGAUGAAUCCAAUGGAGGAGUAGUACGUAAUAUUGUGAAGUGGAGUAUUCCAAGUUUGUUGGAGGAGCAAGAAGGUGCAACUUUGCUUGUCUCUGCCAAAUUCUCUGUUGUUUCGUCGCGCAACAUUUAUCUUCAGUUUGAAGAGAUAGCUCUUAACAACAUAAAUAUUAGUGAAGAAUUGCAAGCUCUGAUAGCUCCAGCAAUACUACCGAGGUCAUUUAUUAGCUUCCAGAUCUUACAGUUCAUCCGAGCUUUCAAAGCUGAAUUUCCUGUGAGAAACCCAGGAAGGACUUCUGUGGGAGGUCUGUAUUACCUAUCGUAUCUGGACAAGAAUAUGCUUUUAGGUCGUGCUGUUGGAGGUGGGGGGGUUUUUGUAUUCACUAGAGCUCAAGCAAUUGUAUUAUAAGAAGUUGAAAUCACGAGUUAAGUGGUUGUAUUUUGUCCAUCCUUUUUGUAUUGUUCUCGUCGAUUUUGUGAGUUACUUCACCUUUUUUUUUAAAAAAAAAAAAAAAAAAACUGACAAACUCUAUAGACGAGGGAGGAAUUUGGGGGAUCUUUAGUUGAAAUUCUCCUUACAGAACGGUUUUGUUUGAA